UUGACACAUGAAAUCGCGCAUUUUCUCGCGAUGGGUCGUUGCUUAAAAAUUACCCAUGACCCCUUGCGAAUCCUCUUUCUAGCCGGCGCCUGAGAAUGGGUAUCUCAAGGGACAACUGGCAUAAACGCCGCAAGACCGGUGGCAAACGCAAGCCUGUCCACAAGAAGAGGAAGUAUGAGUUGGGACGCCCUCCUGCAAACACAAAGAUCGGAGGCCGCCGUAUCCACACAGUGAGGGUUCGUGGAGGAAAUAAGAAGUACCGUGCCCUGAGGUUGGAUGUUGGCAACUUUUCUUGGGGAUCAGAAUGCUGCACACGCAAGACCAGGAUCAUUGAUGUGGUCUACAAUGCCUCCAACAACGAGCUGGUGCGAACCAAGACCCUGGUGAAGAACUGCAUCAUCCUUGUGGACAGCACUCCCUUCAGACAGUGGUAUGAGGCCCACUACGCAACUCCCCUUGGACGCAAGAAGGGUGCCAAACUGAGUCCUGAAGAGGAGGAAGCGAUCAACAAGAAGCGAUCCAAGAAGACUCAGAAGAAGUACGAUAAUCGCAAGAAGACCUGCAAGAUCUCCCCUCUUCUGGACGAGCAGUUCCUGCAGGGCAAAUUGCUCGCUUGCAUUGCCUCAAGACCGGGACAGUGCGGCAGAGCUGAUGGCUAUGUCUUGGAAGGUAAAGAACUCGAGUUCUACCUGAGGAAGAUCAAGGCCAAGAAAGGCAAAUAAAUGUACAGCCCUGUUUGAUACUGCGACCAUUAAAAAAAGAAAAGGAAA
Messenger RNA from Engraulis encrasicolus (European anchovy), 770 nucleotides. It is a transcript of the gene rps8a, whose product is annotated as ribosomal protein S8a. The transcript is spliced from 6 exons. Gene Ontology annotation, molecular function: structural constituent of ribosome. Gene Ontology annotation, cellular component: cytosolic small ribosomal subunit; ribosome. Lineage: Eukaryota; Metazoa; Chordata; Actinopteri; Clupeiformes; Engraulidae. Gene Ontology annotation, biological process: maturation of SSU-rRNA from tricistronic rRNA transcript (SSU-rRNA, 5.8S rRNA, LSU-rRNA); translation. Bases 96 to 722 code for a protein of 208 amino acids. The record is from RefSeq and is a predicted model, not a curated record.